Salvelinus namaycush (lake trout) is the source of this 3393-nucleotide messenger RNA. RefSeq names its product RAC-beta serine/threonine-protein kinase. Lineage: Eukaryota; Metazoa; Chordata; Actinopteri; Salmoniformes; Salmonidae. Gene Ontology annotation, biological process: protein phosphorylation. The coding region runs from base 197 to 1642 and encodes 481 amino acids. The record is from RefSeq and is a predicted model, not a curated record. Gene Ontology annotation, molecular function: protein serine/threonine kinase activity; ATP binding. The transcript has 12 exons.
CGCCGUUGUAGGAAGAAAAACAAGCUCAGCGGGCAUUCGUUGGUUGUUUUUUGGAGGAAGUGUGAUCACUGGCAGCGGCACUGUGAGACAUUUUCUUCAGAGACACAUCUGACUCCCUUCCCCAGCAGUCACAGCUCCCCUUCCCUCUUUUUCCCCUGUGACCCCACCCUGAGCCCCAGCAGUCCUCCGCCCCAGCAUGAAUGACAUCAGUGUGGUCAGAGAGGGCUGGCUCCAUAAGAGGGGAGAGUACAUUAAGACGUGGAGGCCGCGGUACUUCAUCCUGAAGAGUGAUGGCUCCUUCAUCGGCUACAAGGAGAAGCCAGAGAUGUCGUCCGACCACAGUCUCCCACCCCUCAACAACUUCUCUGUGGCAGAGUGCCAGCUGAUGAAGACAGAACGGCCCAGGCCCAACACGUUUGUCAUCCGCUGCCUACAGUGGACCACAGUCAUAGAGCGCACCUUCCACGUGGAGAGUAACGAGGAAAGGGAGGAAUGGAUGCGGGCGAUCCAAGCGGUGGCCAACGGCCUAAAGACGCGAGUGGAAGAGGCUCCCAUGGACAUAACGUUUGGUUCCCCCAGCGACUGCAGCGGCAUGGAGGAGAUGGAGGUGGCCAUGUCCAAGUCCCGCAACAAAGUGACCAUGAGUGACUUUGACUACCUGAAGCUGCUGGGGAAGGGGACGUUUGGAAAGGUGAUCCUGGUGAAGGAGAAGGCCACAGGGAUGUACUACGCCAUGAAGAUCCUGAGGAAAGAAGUCAUCAUCGCUAAGGAUGAGGUAGCACACACGGUAACAGAAAGCAGAGUCCUUCAGAAUACGAGGCAUCCCUUCUUAACGACACUAAAAUAUGCGUUCCAAACACAUGACCGGCUAUGCUUUGUGAUGGAAUAUGCAAACGGAGGAGAGCUGUUCUUUCACUUGUCGCGGGACCGCGUGUUCACAGAAGACCGGGCACGGUUCUACGGUGCGGAGAUUGUGUCUGCGCUGGAGUACCUCCACUCACGGGAUGUUGUCUACAGAGACCUUAAGCUGGAGAACUUAAUGCUGGAUAAAGAUGGACACAUAAAGAUCACAGAUUUUGGACUGUGUAAAGAGGGAAUCACAGACGGGGCUACCAUGAAGACCUUUUGUGGUACUCCAGAAUACCUUGCACCUGAGGUAUUAGAGGACAAUGACUACGGCCGAGCGGUGGACUGGUGGGGUCUAGGUGUGGUCAUGUACGAGAUGAUGUGCGGUCGACUGCCCUUCUACAACCAGGACCAUGAGCGGUUGUUUGAGCUCAUUCUCAUGGAGGAGAUCCGCUUCCCCAAGAACCUGGCCCCCGAAGCCAAGGCCCUGCUUGCUGGCCUGCUCAAAAAGGACCCCAAGCAGAGGCUUGGAGGUGGACAAGAAGAUGCCAAAGACGUGAUGACACAGAAGUUCUUCACCAGCAUCAACUGGCAGGAUGUGGUAGAGAGGAAGCUCUUGCCUCCCUUCAAGCCCCAGGUGACGUCAGAGACGGACACCCGCUACUUUGACGACGAGUUCACAGCACAAACCAUCACCGUAACGCCCCCGGACAAAUACGACAGCUUAGACUCAGAAGACCAGAACCAGCGCACACACUUCCCUCAGUUCUCUUACUCCGCCAGCAUACGGGAGUGACCUCUCUCACAUGCGUGCACACACAAACUCACAUGAGCAAGCAGGCUAACACACACUCCCACUGCUGGGGAAUUGGGAUGACACAAACUGACACUCUCUCUCAAACAAACACACUUGCACAACACACGCACUCUGACACCGAGAAGCGGUGAAAACAUGGAUCCUAGAGCAUGACGUGAUGACUGACCUCAGCAGGCCUGAGUGGAAAAACUGGCCGUCUUGUCUCUCAUUCUGACGGGACCAGGUGGAACCGGACAGGGCUGCUCUUAGCCAUGCCUGCAGGACCCUGCCUGUCUACCCACCACACUACCACUACUACUACUACUACUACUACUACUACUACACUGGGUGCAUCAACAGCACUUCACCAUCCCUGGGUUAUGCCAGCAGAUACCACAUCAUCACCAGCCGAACGCAUGCUGCACCUAUCCAACACACACACUCUGACAAGCAACACCUAAAACCUCCCAUACACUGCUGAUUUUUUUUUUUACUACUGGAUAAAAAAUAAGUCCAAACAAAUGUAGAAACACAUGAAAGGAGAAAUAUUUUUAAACUAAUUUUUCUUUUGAUUGUUACGGUUUUAAAAGCCAUAUUUCUGCAAAAGAAAAUACGAGUGCUCUUGCUGAAAACUUGCUGUUACAAAUCGUGUGAACUGUUCCUACAGAGGGAAAGCGGGUCGGGGAGAGAAUGAGGGGUAAGAAGGUGUGUGUACCUCGGAAGGUAGCCAUUUCCCUGCUUGCACUCUGCAUGUGUGAAUGAAUGUGUUUGGGUGUGUGGAAGGGAAAAAAGAGAAGGGGGAAGAGUAGAAGUGACCACAGCAAUUAACAUUGUUCCAGUAGCUGUCACGUUCUGAGCAGAAAUAUCCAGGAGGAAUAGCUGUCACGUUCUGAGCAGAAAUAUCAAGGAGAAUAGCUGUCAAUCAUUUGUUCCAAACUUUUCACUUUUUAUUUUGAAUUAUUGAUGUAAAGAUCUUAUUUUUUUAAACUUUUUUUUUGAAGAUCAUUUGGAUGUUCCCAUAUUUAAGAAUGCAAACUAUUAAAUCAUGGAUCACUGAUUAUAUGUGAUAAGGCUAGACUGACUGAUAGAAAAUUGACUCUUCAGUUAUUUAACGUUCGAUAUUGAAGGUUGUGGUUCGUAUUUUCAAGGCAAUGUAAGUGACAGAUUAAGUCCUUUGUCGGGAUGUCAGAGUAGGACCAUUGAACUAGGGUUGGGGUUAGUUCAAUUCAGUUAAUGUAGUAAGUCAACUGAGUUAACGUCAUGGAUUGAAAUGUAAUUGUUCCCAACCCUGGUGUGAAACAGAUGCUGUAUAUAAUGACAAGAUGGUCUUGUCUCUGCCCUAACAAUGGGAGUUGUUGUCUCAAAGGCAGAAAAGCAGUCGUUCUGCUUAUCGCUGUAUUCCCGUGUGGACAGAUUUUUAUAUUUUUCUCUCUUACCUCGCCUCUUCCUCUCUGUGUGAACUUCCCACAAUUCACCUGUCCUGAAUGCAUGUGUACACCCCAUGUCUGGCCUGUAGAGGAGUGGUUCGGGUGAAACAACCAUUGUGUUUCACAGUCAAGUGCUGUGAUGUAUUUCAUUUUUGUUGCCCUUUUCAAAGAUUCCUUCACUCAAGGACCAUUAAGACCAUGUUUCUUUUCAUUGAUUUGUUUUGGUUUUGUGGUUCACCUAUUCCUUACUUUGGGAGACAUUGUCUCAUUUAAUUUUAUAUUAUAUAAAUUAAAUUUAAACAUGUUUUUCCUUUUGGUUCUUCA